Xenopus tropicalis (tropical clawed frog) is the source of this 2533-nucleotide messenger RNA. Its product is annotated as protocadherin gamma-B5. Gene Ontology annotation, cellular component: plasma membrane; membrane. Gene Ontology annotation, molecular function: calcium ion binding. The transcript is spliced from 2 exons. The record is from RefSeq and is a predicted model, not a curated record. NCBI's taxonomy places the organism in Eukaryota, Metazoa, Chordata, Amphibia, Anura, Pipidae. Gene Ontology annotation, biological process: homophilic cell-cell adhesion; cell adhesion. Bases 89 to 2533 code for a protein of 814 amino acids.
UCUUCUGUGAAUUCUGAUGAAAGAACAUACCAUUUCAUACUGUCUACUGAGGGUUUAAGGAAGGCUGACCGAUCUUCAUUUACUACCAAUGUGUAAGACAACUUUUCAUCGAAACAAACUAAGGACAAUGGCUUGGCAAGUACUGUAUUUAUUUUUAUCAUUUACAUUUAAAGCUAUUUCUGGACAAAUCCAGUUCUCUAUAUUUGAAGAACUAAAGAAAGGCUCUGUAGUAGGCAAUAUUGCAAAUAAUUUGAGCUUGAAUGCAAAGGAGUUGUCAAUUAGAAAUUUUCAUAUUGUUUCUCGUGCCAAAACACAGCAUUUCAGUGUUAACUUAGAAAAUGGAGACUUGCUUGUUUCAGAGAGGAUAGACAGGGAAACAUUAUGUGGAACAGAACAGAAUUGCUUUCUAAAUAUUGAAGCUGUUAUUGAAAAACCUUUGCAUUUUUACACAUUGCAAGUAGAAAUUAAGGAUGUCAACGACAACGCACCGAGUUUUUCAAAAAGAUCAUUCGAUAUCGGAAUUAGUGAAUCGGCUUUACCAGGCGAUCGAUUCACCUUGGGACAUGCCCAAGAUCCAGAUCUCGGUACCAAUUCUGUGCAGCACUAUGAGAUCAUCACAAAUGAGUAUUUUAGUCUUUCCGAAAAAAAUAGCGUUGAUGGUACUGAACCUGAACUUGUGUUGGAGAGACCUUUGGACCGAGAAAAGCAAAGUUCCAUUGAACUGAGUAUAGCGGCAUUUGAUGGGGGUAGGCCGAUGAGAACAGGCACAGCUUUGAUAAAAAUUGUGGUUCUAGAUGUAAAUGAUAAUUAUCCUGUUUUCAGUCAAGAGACUUAUCAAAUAAAUUUAAAUGAAAAUACCCCAGAUAAUUUUGUAGUUCUUCAUCUAAAUGCCAGUGAUGAAGAUGAAGGCUCCAAUGCACAAAUAACCUAUUCAUUUAGUCACAUUUCUGAGGAUGCCGGACAAUUAUUUAAGCUUGAUUCUAAGACUGGGGAAAUUACAAAAAUAGGAAAGUUGGACUAUGAGACAGCAAAGAAUUACAAGAUCACAGUAGAAGCUAAAGAUGGCGGAGGGUUAGCAGCUCAUAGCAAAGUGUUGAUACAGAUUGUGGAUUCCAAUGAUAAUGCACCAGAGAUUCAAAUAAAUUCUUUCACAUCUAUUAUUCCAGAGGAUUCCCCACCUGGAACAAUAGUAGCUCUAUUUAACAUCCAGGAUUUGGACUCUGGAGAGAAUGCUGAGUUUGUUUGUGAAAUCUCAAAAAAUGUACCUUUUCAGUUGAUAUCUCUACCUAAUAACUAUUUUAAAAUGGUAACAUCAUCAAGCAUGGACAGAGAGGUUACCUGUGAAUAUAAAAUCAGCAUCAUGGCUACAGAUAAGGGAUUGCCCCCAUUGUCCACCAGUAAAACUAUACAGUUGACAAUCUCUGAUGUGAAUGACAAUGCACCAGUUUUUGAGAAGCCUAGUUAUAUUGCCUAUGUGCCAGAAAAUAACCCACAGGGUACCUCAAUACACAGAAUAAAUGCUUCAGACCUUGACCUUAAUGAAAAUGGUCAAAUAAUGUAUUCGAUCAUCAGUAACAAUACUGAAGAUGCCCUUGUUUCAUCCCAUGUCUCUAUAAACUCAGGAACGGGAGUUGUUUAUGCGCUUCACUCUUUUGACUAUGAACAAAUACGCGAAUUUAGUUUUCAAGUAAUGGCUAGAGACAGUGGAUCGCCUCCUCUAAACAGCAGUGUCACAGUUAGGAUAUGCAUUGUGGAUAGAAAUGAUAAUGCUCCUAAAAUUCUCUACCCUUCCUUAGAUUCAGAAAGAACAGCAUUGUUUGAAUUCAUCCCUCGUUACUCUACAAAGGGCUAUUUAGUAACCAAAGUGAUUGCAGUUGAUGCUGACACUGGACACAAUGCUUGGCUUUCUUACCACUUUCUUCAAGUUCCUGAGCCAUCAAUGUUUACCAUUGGGCAACAUACUGGUGAAAUAAGGAUUUCCCGGGAUUUUCAAGAAGUGGACUCUUUAAAGCAAAAAAUAGUUGUCCUAGUGAAAGAUAAUGGGGACCCUUCUCUUACUGCUACAGUUGCUUUGAAUCUAGUUAUAGCUGAAAACUUUCAAGUGCUUCCUGAGUUAAAUAAUCAGCCCAUCAAGUUGAAAACAACAUCUAACAUAACUUUCUUCCUAGUUUUAGCAAUAGCUAUGAUUUCUGUUUUAUUCAUUUUGACAGUAAUUGUUGCAGUCAUUUCUAAAUGCAAAACCUCUAACACUUCAUCUGUGUUUGGAACUUUGAAUAAGGGCUUGUAUCCCCAAGUUGCCCUCCGUUGUGCCUCUGAGUGCAGUGAUGGGACUUUGCCUUUGCCAUUUCCUUAUGAGGUUUGUGUAGCUAUUGACUCAAGCCAAAAUGAAUUCACCUAUCUCAGACCAGUCCAGAAUGUUCCAACUGACAAUCUUAUUGAUACUGAUGAACACCCUAAUGGAAAUACUUGUGAAAAAGGGCCUUUGUGUGAUAGUAAUAUUGCACAGAAUGGAACAGUGGUUGCAUCCCUAUAA